UCUUCCACCUCUAGCUCACAAUGUUUAGAGAUUUUGGCAUUAAUUUUUACAACUGACCUAAAAUAGGAAAUCCAGCCUAGAUCUGUUCUAAUCCCACGCGUUGCCAGCCUACAUGGACAGUGUGGACUAGUGGACUUCCAGUUUCCUAUAUUCAGCCAACUUCUGUCUUUUCCUGUUAUGAUCUUUGUUUAUUAUGUGAUAAUUCACACGGCGCACAACUGAGAGCGACACAACAGAAGAACACCCCAAGGCCAGCGGCAGGAGGAUCCGAGAAGAGGCCGCCAAAGUCCACGUCAACGUUCGGGACGACGGGGUGUUGAUGAUACGGAUAUAAUAUAUAAUUUUACACGCACAAACAAGAGCCCACCCACACCACACCCCGUGGUAGACCGCAGAAUGUAUUGCUUACAAUGUCUGCUGCCCGUACUGCUGAUACCGAAGCCCACAAACCCGGCGCUAAUGGAGACGCAUGUGAUGUUUAUAGUUCUAUACCUAGUUGGAUUCUUUUUGGAACGCAAGCCCUGCACGAUUUGCAGUCUGGUCUUCCUCACGGCAGUCUCACUGAUCUGCUACAGCGGCGUCGGAAACUGUAUCUUCUGGGGCAACUGUGAGGGUCACCAGUGCGAGAAUGGUUAAGGGGAUCCUCCUGCCAUCCUUAUCUUGAUCCAAGCCCUAUAGUCGUAGUCGAAGGGAGAGGACAGGGGACAUGUGCUAAUUAUCGUAAAUACCAUAAUAUUGAGUUACGUUAGCGUUGUUACAGCUUUACAUCCUAGAAACAAAACAAAAAUAUAUUUUAAUCGAGAAGGAUAAUCGGGAACGCAGAAAGAAAUGGGAUAAGGAAACUUGACUAAAUCGAAAAUCAGUGAUACAAGUGAUGAGUGAGUCCGACCAGGAACAAAAGUGUGUGUAGAAAUCCGUAUUUUGUUUCCUUAAGCAGCCCAUAACUCAUUUGGUUAUGUAUAAUGUGUGUUUUGUUUUAAAAGCUUAGACGAAUUUAGUUUUUACGAAACGCUACGAAAAUGUAUUGUAUAUCGCCCCACCCAAGCCCUAUAAAAGAAAAAAAUCAACAGCCCUAUUUAACCCACUCGUCAAUGCAACUAACGAUUAGUCAUACAUAUAUGUUAAUUUACCUAAAUAUACAAUUAUAUUGUAAUUAUAAUUGUAAAGAGGGAACUACUUCUGACAUCGGUUGUUUCCCUGACUUGUGCACAUGCAAAAACUGUACAUAUAACUUACACUGAUCAAAAUAUAAAUUAUAUACAUAAACUGUAAACGAGAGACGAGCAAAAAAGAUAAUGUAUAAACGAUAAAUGCGUAAAAAAACCAUUUACUAUAAAUAUUGUUCGAUUUUUGCGAAUUUGUAUGAUUUGAGCCGAAAACAAAACGAAAGAAUGUCUAAAGGCACAAAAAAUAAACUUUAAACAAUGCUACGAA
This is a messenger RNA of Drosophila bipectinata, 1434 nucleotides long. RefSeq names its product BLCAP apoptosis inducing factor bc10 (gene bc10). The record is from RefSeq and is a predicted model, not a curated record. Lineage: Eukaryota; Metazoa; Arthropoda; Insecta; Diptera; Drosophilidae.